AUGAGACUUGUGUUGAUUCUGAAGGAUAUCCUGUCUAUCGUCGCCGUCAAACAAUCAGGUUCUAUCAAAUAUUUGUUUAAAUAUAUUAAUAAGGGGCCUGAUAGAGUCACUGCUUCUGUUUUUCAAGCCAAUAGCACCAAGAAUAAUGCGGAACAGAAUGUAGCUGUAGAUGAGAUAAAAGCAUACCUUGAUUGUAGAUAUAUAUCUGCUUGUGAAGCUGCUUGGAGAAUAUUCAUGUAUGAUAUACAUUAUAGAUAUCCAGCUGUUGAAGUAUUACCUUUUCAUUGUGAAGAUGGUCAGAGUAUUGUGUAUAACGAUCAUGAUAAUUUGUGUGAUAUUGUUACUGAUCCAACUGUGAAAAUGACAAUGUUUACAGAGUGGAUGAAUUGUAAUAAAGUCGAUGAAUUUGCCAGGACAUUGAGGUAUGUUCAGUUUCCGGGAUAUUAUGUAUGGAAUGCUAAAAAUCGCAAAUGGAAUCGAAGAAAGCAUCCGUAUGGAUCAAUUGGGAGGGUACAUUAUGUCCCACCAUCACUUGGUGAUUGUUAUUACCUAAGGAUUUUACUGAAUCAUAUUAAGGGACCAACCUGUUUUGAAGAUAUAAAAACAGUUGAUGGGCAGGUAUUUCAAACAUUUAAAGAUGCAUGUUUUGCACGGGGGCUGUUGGAUGACGAUAAAGAAUAUGUUAAUGCUGUCAAAGAAGCUAGCACAUGGUCAACCGGAGAUUUCUUGAGGACCUUUUUUGUAAUGUUGUUGUUGUCAAAUUCGAUAUCUCGUCCUGGUGUUUUUUGGUCAGAAACGAAGUCCCUGUUAUGUGAAGACAUUAUGUAUCAGCAACGAAAGAUAACUGAUUUGGAUCUUCAACAGGAAGAACUUGAAAAUAUCUGUCUAUUUGAAAUUGAAAAGUUGCUACUUACCAAUGGAAGUACAGUGAGAAAUUUUGAUGAUAUGCCAAGUGUUCCAGACAAUUAUGUUUCAUCGUCGAACAAUCGAUAG
This is a messenger RNA of Helianthus annuus (common sunflower), 993 nucleotides long. RefSeq lists its product as uncharacterized. The record is from RefSeq and is a predicted model, not a curated record. The transcript is spliced from 3 exons. NCBI's taxonomy places the organism in Eukaryota, Viridiplantae, Streptophyta, Magnoliopsida, Asterales, Asteraceae. Bases 1 to 993 code for a protein of 330 amino acids.